This is a messenger RNA of Mucor velutinosus, 1923 nucleotides long. RefSeq lists its product as uncharacterized. The record is from RefSeq and is a predicted model, not a curated record. NCBI's taxonomy places the organism in Eukaryota, Fungi, Mucoromycota, Mucoromycetes, Mucorales, Mucoraceae. Gene Ontology annotation, biological process: dephosphorylation; L-serine biosynthetic process. Gene Ontology annotation, molecular function: magnesium ion binding; L-phosphoserine phosphatase activity. Gene Ontology annotation, cellular component: cytoplasm. Bases 1 to 1923 code for a protein of 640 amino acids. The transcript has 2 exons.
AUGAAGUUUGGCAACUACCUCCAGGAUAGAAAGUCUCAGUUACCAGCAACCUAUGCAGAGAACUGUAUUGAUUACAACAGCUUGAAAUCCUUUUUAAAAUCAGAUGUGUAUUCUCAUUCCAUUAAACUCGAGAAUACGGAAAAGCAACAGCCCUUUGCUCAACUGGUUUCUGAGCGACUCGGCCAGUUACAGAAAUGCGAGGUCGUCUUUAUCGAAAAGCUGGAUACUCAGGUGGAAAGAGCGACUCAAUUCUUUGAACAAGAAACCAAAUCACUGACAUCCUUAGCAGCAGAUGAUGCAACCAAGGAAACAGCCAUGGAUUUGUUGAAAAAGAUCAUCACAUUGGAGAGAUUUGUGUUUUUGAAUUACACUGGUAUCACCAAGAUCCUCAAAAAGAACGACCGCCAUUCAGGCUUAUCGCUGUCUGAGCCUUACUUGCAACGAGUGGCUGCCCUACCUUUGGUCAAGGCAGAAGCAUUGACUCAAUUGAAACGCAGUGUCAUGAUCAAGUUGAAUAAUCAAACGCCAGACACCAAACCAUCGCCCAUCAUGGUCAGAAGCCGCUCAUCUCAAAUCAACCCUUCCACCGUCUUGCCUCCCACCUUUGUUGGCCCCAAUCAGAAAGUGUUGGUGUCGCUGUCCGGCCCUCAUGGCACUGACAUUGUAGGCGCUGUGCUGGAUUGUCUCGCCCGUCAUCCGUGUGAUAUCGAUGACUUCAUGCUCUCCCGUCUUUACCACAAUGUCACAUUCGGUGUAUUGAUUACAUUGCAGUCUGACAAUGUAGCUGUGUUCCGUGAUCUUGCUGAAGCUGCUCAAAAGUGGGAUGCUACCUUGACCUAUGACAUUCCCGAUUCGCAAGCAACAGAGCCUCUCAUCCGCGAGCAAAAGGAAAAGAUUAAGAAAGAGAAGCGUUCAUCUGCUUCAUCCACCACCAGUGCACCCGUCUAUAUCCCUCCUUCAUUGGAAGAAGCUCCCUACUCUGAACGUACCAAGUACGCUGCUACCAUCUUGAACCAAAACGGUCUCAACUCCACCUUCCUGAGCGAAUGGACACAUCUCUUGUUGAAGCACCAUAUUUCAGUUGAAAAGAUGAUCCGUCUGAACAGAGAUAACGACAAGCUUUCCUGCGCUGAUCUUCGUCUGAGUGUCCCUCGUGGCAUGGAUAUGAGUGCAUUACGCACAGAGUUGAUUGGUUUGUCUACAAGCUAUGGUACAGACAUUGCCUUCCAGCGUGAUGAUGUAUACAGAAAGAACAAGAGAUUAGUGGUAUUUGAUAUGGAUUCUACGUUGAUUUACCAAGAGGUGAUUGAUGAAAUUGCCAGACAUGCUGGUGUGGUGGAUCAAGUUUCUGCUAUCACUGAGGCUGCCAUGAAUGGUGAAAUUGAUUUCAAAGAGUCAUUGCGUCGUCGUGUGGCUCUUUUGAAUGGAACAAGUGUGGGUGUAUUGGAGAAUGUCAAGCAGAUCCUUACCUUUACCGAGGGCGCUCGUUUCUUGUGUCGCGCAUUAAAGAAGCUUGGAUUCAAAUUAGCUGUGAUCAGUGGUGGAUUCAUGCCUUUGGCUCUCUACGUCAAGGCCGAGUUGGGAUUGGAUUAUGCUUUUGCUAAUCAAUUAGAGGUAUCAUCUGAUGGACUGACACUUACUGGUAAGACGAUUGGUCCUAUUGUCGAUGGUAUUCGCAAAGCCGAGUUACUGGAUGUCAUUGCACAAGCUGAGGGAUUGUCCCUAAAGCAAGUGAUUGCAGUGGGCGAUGGUGCUAAUGACCUGUGGAUGCUGAACAAGGCCAGUCUUGGUAUUGCAUUCAAUGCCAAGCCUCGCGUGCAAGAACAAGCAAGAGCUAGAAUCAAUCAAAAAAGUCUGAAAUACGUCUUGACCCUGUUGGGUUAUUCUGAGCAAGACAUGGAAGAGUUGGGCGCAAACAAUUAA